Peromyscus californicus insignis is the source of this 1939-nucleotide messenger RNA. RefSeq names its product cell division cycle associated 5 (gene Cdca5). The transcript is spliced from 6 exons. The record is from RefSeq and is a predicted model, not a curated record. NCBI's taxonomy places the organism in Eukaryota, Metazoa, Chordata, Mammalia, Rodentia, Cricetidae. The coding region runs from base 120 to 869 and encodes 249 amino acids.
GCAUCACUUCCGCUUCCGCCCUCGCCUGGCGGGUAAUUUGAACGUUUGCAGGCACAAACUUCCCGCUUGGCGCGAGCUGAACUUGAGGACCGCGGCGGAGACUGAGCCCGACCAUAGACAUGUCGGAGCGGCGAACGCGGUCCGGAGGGGCCGCCCAGCGGUCCGGGUCCAGGACUCCGCUUACUAAGUCUUCGAAGAGGUCCCAGCGGAAAUCUGGCUCAGAUCUCCCAAACAUCUUUCCUGAAAAUUGGCCAAAGACACCUCAUGCGGCUCCAGCCAGAAAGGCCAUCGUUUUGAAGAAAAUCGUGGCUCAUACAGUGAAGGCCCCAGCUGUCCACACACUUCGAAGGAGUCCUAGGGUCUCUUUUAUCUUGGAAAAAGAAAAUAGCCCUCCUCUCAAGGUACCCACUAAGGAGGACCUCUUCAAGACUUGUAGUGUUCCUGGUACCCCCACCAGCACCCCAGUGCUGUAUACUCAGAAUGCUGAUUCUAACUCUGUGGAAGGAGAGGAGCUGGACACCAGAGCCUUGGAAAUGUCCCAGAAAGUCAGGCGAUCAUACAGUCGUCUGGAGGGCCUCAGUUCGGCCUCAACCUCCACCCCUGGCCGCCGAUCCUUCUUUGGCUUUGAGGGACCUGAAGACUUGCCUGGAGUCUCACCUGUAGUGUGUUCAAAGUUAACUGAGAUCCCAAAAGUACCUGCAAAGCCCUGGGUUCCAGACACGACGCUUCCUGGAAUCUCUCCUCCAGUCGUGAAAGAGAAGCGAAAGAAGAAGAUGCCAGAGAUCCUGAAAUCGGAGCUGGAUGAGUGGGCUAUGGCCAUGAAUGCUGAGUUUGAAGCUGCUGAACAGUUUGAUCUUCUGAUUGAAUGAGAUAAAGUGGGGGUACACCUGGCCAGGCUCUCCCCUCUCCUUGUACAUGUUGCCCUUUGAGUAGAGCAGUACUUUUAGGGUCCAAUUCAUUGGCCUUGUUACCCAGAAAAUGUGUUGCUGGCCCCUUGUCAUGUUGUGACUAGUUAACCCUGGGCUUUCUGCGAAGUCCCCAGGGUUAGGGAGGAGAAGCCACCUCUGCUCUGAGCCCGUACUGACAGAAACGGGCUCAGCUGUGGGCUCUUCCUCUGCUGUGGCCUGAGCCACCAACCAACCAAGAGGUUCUCAGAGUCUGAUAGGGAGCUCACAGGCUGGGGAGACAGGCAAACCCUGAGCAAGAGUCUGGACAUGGAGUCUGAGGUGUGAAAGAGGGAGGGUUGGUUUUGGGGUCUUGUUUUUUUAACACGAGUGACUGUUGCGUAGGAACUGUUCGUGUCUGUGUUCUGCUGUUGACACAUUGCAUUGGUGAAUGUGGUACUGAUGCUCAGGGCAAGUGGAUAUAAUUCAUGGUGUGGGCUCCAGAUGCCACCAACUUGAGGUUUGUGGUCUCAGAUCACCUUUUCCUCACCCACAUCUGUUUCUUCAAAGUGAACUGCAGUCUCAGCUCUGGCAUGUGGCCUUCUGCAACUACACUUAGAGCGUUCUGGAUGUUAUUUCUCAUAAACCUGACAGCUGUAGCACUGAUGGCAGCUUUUGCUGUGAGCUUGGCUAUUACACCCUCACAUGAGCCCCCACAGAGGGCUGCUGGGAACAAAAAUGGAUGUCUCAUGUGGAAUUGUUUCCUGUCUACCACCUCCUCUCAAUUACGGUAGAAGAUAUGGUUUCAAAGGCUAUUGGACUCCAACAUUUGCCAGUUCAUGGGAGGAGAAGCUUCAGGAAUGAGAACUGCACCAUCAGGGUGAGAACUGUUACACCAGGAUGGUUUUGAGCGGAGCACACCUGAAGAAUUUGUCCACACUGGUUCCUGUGGACCCUGCUGAUUGCUGCCAUCACUACAGACCUGCCUUUGAGGAACUAAUGUGCAGCCCAGGGGAAAAGGUUUAAUGUCAAAUAAACUUGUAAAGAGUUUUCUA